AGAGUGCACAGUUUGACUCACAGUAUGAUCGAUGUCGGUGGGUCCUGUCUGCCACGAGUCUGAUUCUGAUUUGCGGCAGUGCGCUGCAAGCCCAUCCAGUUCCGAUCGUUAUUGUCGAACACCUGAACCGCUUUGAACGCUUGGCCUCGAGCCCUUUUGGUCCAAGACUUCGCCUCGAGCCCAUUCGGUUCCCCGUCCCCGACCCCUCCCAUGUCUACCGUCAGAUUCUCUCUCUCUCUCUCUCUCUCUAAUCCCAGGCCCAAAUCUCAAUCAGUUCUCGGUACAUUCUUUUGUUGCUGUGAUCGAGAAUGGCCACGGUCGUGGUGCAGUGGGGCUGGCCAGCAAUGGAUAGAUGGUGCCUGGAAAGGCAUCAUUCUUCUCCGAUUAGUUGUGGAGCGAUCGAUUGCCGGAGCCGCAGAAGAAUUCGUUCAAGAAAUAAGGAGUAUGUUUCUUUGGUAGUUUUGACUUAUAGUCUUUGCUACCAUGCUCUGGGGCGUAGACUAAAUGAUUGACGAAAUGUUAGACGGCUGAUUGGUUCCAGCUUACUGAUGCUUUCCCAAUUUUGGAUUCUUUUACUGACUUGGAUACUAGAUAACCCUCAUUAUGAUUUUUUUUUUUUAGUAAUCGGUCGUUUUUUUUUUUAGAAUAGAUGAUGGCUUAUAAUAGUUUAUAGCGGGUUACGCAAGUGAUAGAGGUGCCUAAAAGGCUAGGGAAUGAAGCAUGAAACAGUGUUGCUUGGAGCCUUAGACACCCCAUAUUGAGGUUUAUAGAGUCUGGCCUUUGGGCACUUGGAGCAUCAAAAAUCGGAACUUCAUUUAGGUCAGUUUAAAGUUUUGGUACUGGAGUUUGCUAAAAGCCACUUUACUCCACAUACUCGCAACAUAACUGUCUGCUGUUCCCAAGGGCCGAACAAUUAAGCCAAGUUGUGGGGACACUUGUGCUCGAGUGUCAUUCUUUUUCCCCCUUUCAAUUAAAAUUGUUGUCAUGUCUAUUACAGAUGUUGAUUUUUGAGUUGAUUUUGAUGGAAAGGAAGCAGCUAAAGCCUGGUAAAAUUGGUUUUUCUUGACCCUGCUAUUUCUGCUUCCUUUUAUUCUUCACUCUCUAUAUUUUUUUCUUUUCAUUAUUAACUACUCAACUGUUAGAUUCACUGUAACAUGUCCAUGUUCAAACAAUAAUUGAUUCAGAUUUAAUAUUGGUUCGCUUUUCUGAUCUGUUAUCAAAUAAAAAAUAAUGCUAACAUCCCUAAUCUGAAUGUUAAACCUCAUGCAUCUUAUUCUUCCCCUCUAUACUGUAUCACUUGUUGGGCUUAAUUAAAAUUUGUUCACUGUUUCAAAACAUAUGCUGCUUUUAGAACAUGUACAAAGAAGCCGAAUAUAAAGUUAGAAGUCUUAUUUCAAACUCACGCUGAGCCUUAACCUUUAACCUCAAAAUUUUGUGGACAUGUUUCCUAAUAUCUUGCUCUUAUCCUAUUCUUUAAGCGUUAGGAAGGUCUAGCUGGAAUCACACUUUCUCAUGUUCUCUGAAACUGGAUAGCAAGUGAUCUACUUGAAUCAUGUUCUCUGAAACUGGAUAGCAAGUGAUCUACUUGAACCGUGUCUUGCCAAGAAGCAACAAUGUCUAGAGGAAAUGUUUGCUUAAUUAUUGUCGCCUUUUUCCUUUUUUUUUUUGGAGACAAAGGGAGGGAGAACUGCCCACAUUAUAAUUACCUAGGUGCAGAUAUUUGGCGGUGGACCAACCCAAGAAUCGAACUCAUAACCUUUGUUUGCUAAGCAGAGGGAUGUUCCACCGAGACUGGCCUAGUUAACGGCUACAAAAUAGGUAGCAAAGAAAACUAUCCUUAAAAAUCACCUAUCACUAGUUAUAAAUUUGUUUAGUACUAUAGAUAGCUGACUCACAUGAUAACCUUCACCCUAUAUGAAUAAAAUAUUACAUGCUCUUGCGGAGGUUAUAUAGCACACAAUAUUACCCGAAUAUGUGGUACAUAAGAGAAAAGCUUCAAGGGUUGCAUUACAAUAGUGGAAGCAGAUUUGAUGAUGUUUGCUGCACAGAACAUUUGGUCUAAGAGGACUUACAGAGAAAUGAGACUUGUAGAAAUAACUUGAAACAGCAGGGAUGAGGCUUGUUAUUGGUUUCUAUCGUUGAGAACGAAAUGACAUUUCUUUUUCUACAUCAGUUAGGCUGGAAGAUGAACCACAAUCACUUCCAUGGUUGUGACUUGUGACGAUUGUUGACAAGCUUACAACAUUGUUAAGAGGAUGUUUGUUUGCCGAUCACUUUCCAUGGUCAUGUGCACUUUCGCUACUUUAUUCGGGGAUCUUCUUCUUGGGCUCCUUGCUAGCUGAAUAUUUAAAUUUUAAUUUUGUAUAAAAUUCUGGAAGUCUAGGCUUAUUCAUUAUUCAUUUGUACAUCAUAAAUCCAAACUCAACAUCUGUGCAGAAAGCACCUCUUUUCAUUCUACUUGUCCUUCUUUUAGAGGGAGAUUCUUCGAAAAGCCAUUUGAAGUUGGGGGGAUCAGAAUAUUGUGUAUGGGAACUUCCAUAUAUUGCAUUAUUAUGGAAUUAUCUGUCAUUUCACUUUAUGUGCUGGAUGCUUGUAAUGACCACAAAAUUUACAUAAAUUGAAAGUUGAUUUUUUUUGUGUAUUUCUUUUAGCAGAGUAGGGCUGAUUGCUAAAACUUCACUGAAGAUGGUCAGAGAAUAUGGACCCACAUAUUAAUUGAACUAAAAUAGCAUGUUAAACACAUAAUUGCUCUAAGACUUAAUAUAAAAACUUAUAGCCCAAAAAUACCCUAUUUUAAUUAUUUUGUUAUUGACAAUUGUUCCAAAGAAAGGGGAAAUUGACGAGGAUGUCGUAAACAAUGUCAUAUUAUGUAAUUUAAUUUCCCUACUUCAUUAUCUCGAUGUAUGCUAUGUACCAUUGUGGCUGAAUAUAAAAAUAAAAAAAUGAUACUUAAGAGGUGAAUUCUAUCUUCUCUUCUUCUUCUUCUUCUGCUUCUUUUUUUUGAUACAAAGAAGUGAGUUCUAUCAUUUAUAGUUGCAAAAAUGCCAAAUAAGGCAUCAUGUCACUGAGAACUGAAAAGAAAAAGUAUGAUCAUACCCAGGAGGGGUUUAUAAAGGGGAAGGCUGGAUCUGCGUCAGGUGUUUGAAAACAGGGUUAGAAAACCUAAGAAAACAUGGAUAGAUCUUGUGCCGAAUGACUUGAUGGUGGUAGUGGAUAACUCAAAUUAUGAACCUUUGAUUAGACCAAAUUGUAGAGCCAAAUUCAGAUAUCACCCAGAUUGAUGAGAUAGCCAUUAGUUUAUGUUUCAGACUUGCUUUCCAACAGAACUAGUCAAUGAUUGUGGUGAUUAUAUUGAUAGAAUUCAUUCUGAGCCACUAGGCUCCAGAUAUCAAUUUAGCCAGAAAUACUUUGGUCAAGCUGAAUUAAUUUUAUUAUAACUACAUGUAACUAUAUACAAUGAGCAGUUUUUGUUAAUAAUACUUUGUAGAGGAGAAUUACUAUUAUUGUUUUUUUAUAUCCUUAUUAGCUAUUUAUCAAUGGCUUAACUGCUGCUUAUUUUUCAAAGAAACAGCAACAGUAAGCUCUGUCAUAAGCUCAUGCCACCAUCUUAAAGGAAAUUCUGUUGCUUCAUCAAUAUCUGCUUUCUUUUGGACCUCUUUCAUCAAAUUCUUGUAAACUUGGUUUCUUAGCUAAUUUGUCCUGAAAAUUGUGCACCGAUAUGGGCAUGUUUGGGAACUUCCUGUUGGACCCUGCUCGAUCCAGCAGGAUGGACCUGAGAUAUAGAAAGCAUGAGAGUGGGAGGGAGAGUGCAGGGAGGUUGCCAGUCCCAAGCACUGCAGGAAGGGAGAGAAAAGACAUCGAGAGGUCUUUUUUUAUCCCUCAGGGAACAAGCCGCACAAACCCCGUAUUCAUUCCUUCAUGCUUUCCUGCUCCAGUCCUUCCUUCCCUGGCACUCCCCCUCUCCAGCCAGUCCUGCUGGAUCAGGCAGGAAUUUUUCGAACAGGCUCUACGUGAAGAAACAAUAUAAGCAUGAUGGUCAAAUUUGCUUGCUCCUCAUAUAGAAUUUAUCAUCAUCUUAAUCUUUUUUAAAGGACUAUAUUGAUGAUGCCCCUUAUAUAGACACAAGCCUGUGAAACAGAAAAAUCAUGUGAACAGGCUUCCUCUUAUUUGUUUUCUGUAGUCAUCAGAUGAGAAGCAAUAGAUGGAGGCUAGCCUUUGCCUUGGACACUGGCACGCCGAAUAUUAAUGGUCAACAGAACGUUGAUGGGGACAAUGCAGGGCUUGGCUGGACCAGACUGGGCAUUAUAGUCCGCGCUGCAGCAAGAGAGCUUCUGGAGAAGCUUGAUGCUGCUGGGAAGAACUUCGCCACAAAAAUAUUUCUCGUCCUCUUGGGUUUCUAUGCAGCCAAUGCCCUGGCAACUAUUCUUGUGCAGACUGGUGACUGGGAUGUCUUGGUUGCUGGUAUUGUGGUUGCUGCCAUUGAGGGUAUAGGCAUGCUUAUGUAUGGAAAACCAUUCACUAUGCCUGUUGGAAGAUUGCAGUCUUGCUGGAAAGUUGGCAUAUGCUUGGGUCUCUUUGUUGAUGCUUUCAAAUUAGGAAGUUGAGGUUCUUAUGUAUUAAAUCUGGCUUAAUGAAUUACACAUUUUCCUAGGCUGCACCGAGCUCAUGGUGAUUCAUUGAAAUUUGCUGCAUAGAUGCUGUUGCGGCAGAACCCCUCAUCGCCUGGUCGUCGG
Messenger RNA from Elaeis guineensis (African oil palm), 4733 nucleotides. The record is from RefSeq and is a predicted model, not a curated record. NCBI's taxonomy places the organism in Eukaryota, Viridiplantae, Streptophyta, Magnoliopsida, Arecales, Arecaceae.